Molecule: messenger RNA, 4359 nt
Organism: Rhodamnia argentea
Lineage: Eukaryota; Viridiplantae; Streptophyta; Magnoliopsida; Myrtales; Myrtaceae
Product: disease resistance protein L6-like
Exons: 6
Coding region: 319-4359 (1346 amino acids)
Biological process (GO): signal transduction; defense response
Molecular function (GO): ADP binding
Source: RefSeq, a predicted model, not a curated record
AACAAAGGCGCAUCUAGUUCGUCUCAGACAGAAACUAACGAUGGUACAUCAAAUUCGUUAAACGCGUCUCCUGGAAACUGCUAUGAGGUGUUCUUGAGCUUCAGAGGCCCGGAUACUCGGUAUGGCUUCACCGAUCACCUCUACCAUGGGCUCCGUGGUGUCGGAAUUUGUGCUUUCAGAGAUGAUGACGAGCUCUGUCAAGGCGAGGACAUUAGACCAAAGCUUACGGCGGCCAUCACGAACAGUAAGAUCUUGAUCCCCAUUUUCUCCGAGAGAUACGGUACAAGCAGUUGGUGCUUAGAUGAACUGGUUGAGAUAAUGCAGCGCAAGAAUAAUAACGACCAGAUAGUGUUGCCUAUAUUCUACAAAGUGAAACCAUCUGACGUGGGAUAUCAGGCCGGAAGUUUUGGAAAAUUAUUUCAUGAGCGUGAGGGGCGUUUGCGGGAGAGGUCUUCUCAAGACCUGGCGAAUUUGGAGAAAUGGAAGCAAGCACUCCUUGAAGUCAGCAAUGUGAAAGGAUACGAAGUCCAUGGGUCUGAAGUAGAGUUAGUGAAGUUGGUUGUGCAAAGAGUGUUGAGAGAACUGAAGAAAAAUUUUGAGUUGGUUAUUUCUGAGAAUUUGGUUGGAAUUGAAAUUCAUGUGAAGAAGGUUACGGAAUUUUUAGAUAACACGUCUCAGGCCACCCUAUUUGUUGGCAUCAAUGGAAUGGGAGGCAUUGGUAAGACUACUCUUGCUAAAGCCAUUUACAACAAGCUCUCCAAUCAAUUUGAGUAUCGUAGCUUCAUUGCUGAUAUAAGGGAAUCAUGGAAGAAAGGCGUUCAUCGAUUCUGGAAACAGUUAAUCGGUGAUAUAUUACAGCAAGAUAUUGAAAUUUGCGAUGAGAAUGAAGGGACUAAUAUUAUCUCCUCCAGGCUUAAAGAUAAAAAGGUGCUCGUUGUUCUUGAUGAUGUGGAUAAUGUCAAUCGGGUGAAGCGUUUGACUGGUAAUCAUGAUUGGUUUUCUUCGAGAAGUAGAAUCAUUAUUACCACUAGAGACGAGAGGAUUUUUAAAGGUGCUCGGGUGGACUACAAGUAUGACCUUAAGGAAAUGGAUUCUGCUCAAUCCUUGAUUCUGUUUAGCAAACAUGCGUUUCUAAUGGACUCUCCUCCGAAGGAAUUUGGGGACCUCACUCGUGAAGUUGUAUCGAUCACCGGAGGGCUUCCCUUAUGCCUUGAGGUUUUUGGUUCAUUAUUCUAUGGAAAAGAGUCAACAGAAUGGAGAGAUAUGAUAAAGAAGUUAGAAAAAAUCCCUCGUAAGGAAGUGCAAGAAAGGUUAAGAAUAAGUUACGAAGCAUUAGAUGAUGGACAAAAACAAAUAUUUCUGGAUAUCGCUUGCUUUUUCAUUGACAACGACAAGAGAAUCGCAUCCUACAUGUGGGAGGCCUGUAAAUUUUUCCCAAAGGUCAAUAUUGAAGAAUUGAGAUUUAUGUCAUUAAUAAAAAUCGAAGAUGAUCGUUGGCUCGGAAUGCAUGACCAUUUGAGAGAUCUAGGUAGGACAAUUGUUCGCGAGAAUUACGAGCGACAGCCUUGGAAACAUAGUAGGUUAUGGGACUCCGAUGAAGCCUUGAAAGUGCUAAAGGCAAAUAAGGGAACGGAAGAGAUCGAGGCAAUUGAUAUGAGUAAAGGCAGCUCAGAUGGCGACAUUUACACAGGUGAACAAUUCAAGAAGUUGACAAGUUUAAGAUUCCUUCACAUGAUGAAGGGGGCACAUCUCAUUGGUGAUUUUAAGGACUCGGUUGAGGAGUUAAAAUGGCUUCGAUGGGAAAACUGUCCCAUGAAUUUUGAAGUAAACAAUCUUCACGCAGCAGAAUUAGUUGUACUGGAAUUGUCGGGAAGCAAGAUAAAUAAGAGGUGGCGGGGAUGGAGUUCUUUCAUGAUGGCAGAGAAGCUCAAAUUUCUCGACCUUUCCUUUUGUGAAUCCUUGGAAACUACGGAAUUCCUCUCAGCUUUUAAGAAUUUGGAGGUUUUGAUCCUCAAUUAUUGUUCGGGGCUGCGGCAAAUCGACUUUUCAAUUGGAGGCAUGAAGGCCCUCCUUCACUUGGAGUUGUGCUCCUGUGAGAGCCUCACGGAGCUUCCAGAAAGCAUGGGGUCUUUGGAGAAUCUAGAAAUUCUAGAUAUUUCUGCAAUCGGCAUAGAAGAAUUACCAAACGGUAUCGGGAGACCGAGAAAGCUCCGAGAUUUAAAUGCUUCAUAUUGCAAAUAUCUGAAAGGCGAAAGGACAGAAAGCAUGUGUAAUCUUUCUUCCCCGCAACGCCUUAAUUUUCUUGGCUGUAUGGAGCUCCAAUCACUACCGGACCUUCCUUCGAGCUUAACAUAUUUGGGAGUCACCUGUCAAAGUCGCAAAUUGCCUUCACUCUCCCACCUAACCCGUCUCAAGGAGCUAGAAGUUAUUGACUGUCAAUUUCUCGAGUGCAUCCCGGGGCUUCCAUCAACACUACUAAAGAAUUCAGAAUGCUCCCAACCGACGGGUAUUGAAGAAUCGGAAUUACCACAAUCCCUAAACACUCCCUUCAAGUUGGAAACCUUGAUGGUCAAUGCGUGCGAAUCUAUUGAAACACUGGACGUUUCGCAGUUUAUCCAUCUAAGGACAUUAUCCUUCUAUAAUUGCCACAAUUUACUUGAAGUUCGAGGUCUUGAUAAAAUGAAAUAUUUGGAAUCCUUGACUGUUGAAUCCCGCCAUUCGGUUGAACGGUUGGACCUUCCAAAGUUCGGGGAUCCGAAGAUAGUGAAAGUUGAAUUUUGCAAAAACUUAGUCGAAAUUCAAGGUCUCAAAAACUUGGAGUCCUUGGAAACCCCGAGUAUCUCUAGGUGCGCUUCAAUGGGAAGGCUGCUCGUUCCACAAUCCAGGAGUCUGAGGGUGUUAGAUGCUGAAUAUUGCACCAAAUUAGCUGAAAUUCAAGGCCUCGAUGGGUUGGAGCUUUUGGGAGAGCUAAAUAUCAGUGGCUGCACUUCAAAUAAAAAGUUGCAUCUUCCAAUAUCUGGGGGUUUGUAUAAAUUAAAUGUCGAAGGUAGUGAAACCUUAGCCAAAAUUCAAGGUCUCAAUAGGCUGGAGUUCUUGGAAGUGCUGAACAUCUCUCGGUGCACUUCAAUUGAAAGGCUAGACCUUCCAAAAUCCGGGAGUAUGAAGGAGUUAUAUGCUAGAGGCUGCGUAAACUUAGCUGAAAUUCGAGGGCUCGAAGGGCUGGAGUUCUUGCAAAAGCUCGAUAUCUCCGCGUGCGCUACAAUUGAAAGGCUGGACCUUCCAAAAACCAAUAAGUUCUUGAGAGAGUUACAUGCCGGAGGCUGUGUAAACUUAGCCGAAAUUCGAGGGCUCGAAGGGUUAAAGUUCUUGGAAGAGUUGGAUAUCCAUGGGUGCACUACAAUUGAAAGGUUGGACCUUCCAAAGUCCCAUCGUCUGAAGAAAUUACAUGCUGAAUAUUGCGAAAGCUUAGUCGAAAUUCAAGGCCUCGAUAGGUUAGAGUUCUUGAAAGAGUUACAUGCUAGAGGCUGCGUAAACUUAGCCGAAAUUCGAGGGCUCGAAGGGUUGGAGUUCUUGGGAGAGUUGGAUAUCCAUGGGUGCGCUACAAUUGAAAGGUUGGACCUUCCAAAGUCCCAUGAUCUGAAGAAAUUACAUGUUGAAUAUUGCGAAAGCUUAGUCGAAAUUCAAGGCCUCGAUAGGUUAGAGUUCUUGGAAGAGUUGAAUAUCUCUGGGUGCGUUUCAAUUGAAAGGCUGGAUCUUCAGAAAUCCAAGAUGCUGGAGAGAUUAGAUACAAACAAUUGCGCAAACAUAGUGGAAAUUCAAGGUCUUGACAACUUAGCGAUGUCGAAUGUCUCUGGGUGCACUUCGUUUGAAAGGCUACCAAACUUACAUUGCUUUCGCUACUUGAAAAGUUUGACUAUCAACGGCUGUGACAAGCUUCAAGAGAUACUGAGCCCAGAGAUAUUCCCAUCCCGCACAAGUUUAUGGAUUGGAAGUUGCAAGUCCUUAGCAAAAUUACCGAACUUGUCAAGUUUUCAUGGUUUACAAGAAUUGUUCCUGUCAACCUGUCAUGAACUUCGAGAGAUCCCGGGGCUUGAGGAGUCAAUAUCUCUAGAAAGUAUUACUAUCUCGGGAUGUUCCUCGAUCGAGCUCUUACCAGAUUUGUCAUCGUGUACCCGCUUGAUAAGUCCGAUUGUGCAAGAUUGCGAGAAACGGACCGAGAUUAGAGGGCUCAAGAAAUUGGAGCAACAAGUGGAAUUGAAAAUUUCUGGAUGCAAGUCACUCAAAACAAUUCCAAAAUUAUCCGUAACUCGACGUUAUCGGAUUUACAAGGGAUUUGCACCAAGCAUUUCGGAUGACUAA